Messenger RNA from Argentina anserina (silverweed cinquefoil), 1294 nucleotides. Its product is annotated as F-box protein SKIP1-like. The record is from RefSeq and is a predicted model, not a curated record. Bases 33 to 1118 code for a protein of 361 amino acids. The transcript has a single exon. NCBI's taxonomy places the organism in Eukaryota, Viridiplantae, Streptophyta, Magnoliopsida, Rosales, Rosaceae. Gene Ontology annotation, molecular function: protein binding.
AUCUUCCACUUCACAGUCGAAGGGAUUUCACGAUGAUGCUGAGACCACAUAAGAAGCUUAAGCCGCCGCCGGCUCUCUCCGAUCAUCCCUCAACCCGUAGAUGGGAAGACUUAGACGUGGACUGCUUAGCAAACGUGUUGGCCAGAGUCGGAAUGGAGUCACUGCUUCUAUCUCUCCCUUUCGUCUGUAAAUCAUGGUACGCCGCCUCUCUCGAUCCCUCAUGCUGGAACAUGCUCUCCUUCCCAGACUUUGAGCCUUAUCCUCUGUUCAAUACUGUUCAUAAUACUAAUGUCGAGCCCAAGAGCUUCGGCGUCUUUUACAACAAGUUUGUAGAAGAGUACCAUAUCGACAACUCCCGGUUUUCAAUCACCGGGUUUAUAAAACUGGUCGUCGAUCGUAGCAAGGGCAAGGCUCUGGAGCUCAAGUUGCCUCGGUUUUGUACGGAAGAAGCGUUGAGAUAUGUGGCGGAUGCUUGUCCUGGGAUCAAGCGUCUCUCUUUUUCUGAUGACUUGGUGGUGUUUAAGCAUUCACAGAUUUUACCGGAGGUGAUUGGGAAGUGGAAGCUUCUGGAGCAUUUGAUUUUGGGUGGGAAUAUGGAGAAUUUGAUGGAGCAGUUUGGGGUGAAGAGUGGGGAUUAUUUGAGUAGGGAUUUCGAGGACAAGGUGCUGUCGUUGGACAAGGAGUUAUCGUUGGAUGUGAUUCCGGCUAGGAAUAAGAAUUUGCUUCAGAUUCUGGUGCAGGUUGGGAUUCACUGCAAGAGGAUAAGGAGUUUGCAUAUUUUGGAUGUCUGUGUUGGUGAAUAUGAGGCGUCGGCGAUUGUGAAAGGGCUGCCGAAUCUUGUGUUCUUGACUCUGGCGCGGUCUCGCAUUGAGCGGAAGGCCCUUGUUAUGCUAUUGGAGGGUUGCAAGAAGCUGAGGUGUUUUGAUGUUCGGAACUGUGAAGGGUUUCAGGCGGAUGGUGAAGAACUGCAGAAGCUUGGUUCUCAUAUAAAGGAGUUUAAGUGGACAUGGGAUCUGACUGGUUAUAAUCACUUCCAUGCGGUGAAGAUGGUUAUUUUAGCCCAGGCUAAACUGAAUCAGUUGAUGAGGAUGAGCCGUCGAAGACAGAAUAGGUGUUAGCUCAGCUAACAUCAACUUCUCAAUUGAUCUUGUGUCUCUGGAUGUAAUAUUUAUCUACAAUCUGAACUGAAGUGUUGAGUUUAGUAUCUUAAAUCGUUUGUGCCCAUGUUCUGUCCUAGUGUUUUUGAGCACUCAUGUUUUCAUCUAUUUCAAAUUGCUUAAGGCUGCUACCAAGA